This is a messenger RNA of Saccostrea echinata, 2430 nucleotides long. RefSeq names its product dynein regulatory complex subunit 2-like. The record is from RefSeq and is a predicted model, not a curated record. Gene Ontology annotation, cellular component: axonemal dynein complex; axoneme. Bases 1 to 1506 code for a protein of 501 amino acids. The transcript has 9 exons. Gene Ontology annotation, biological process: regulation of cilium movement; cilium-dependent cell motility; axonemal dynein complex assembly. NCBI's taxonomy places the organism in Eukaryota, Metazoa, Mollusca, Bivalvia, Ostreida, Ostreidae.
AUGGGACCUAAAAAGAAGGGAAAGAAGUCUGGCAAACUUGCCAAAAUGACAGAGGAAGAGAGAAUGGCUUAUGAAGAACAGAAAAAUCUUGCAGAAGAAGAACUGAAAAAGAAGAAGGAAGAUAUGUUAACACAGUUUUUAAAAGAUAAAUUGGCCAAAGAGGAGAGAGCAACAAAGUUCAACAUAAAUAAGCUGAACCAUCAAUGGAGAAACAUUAUGAGAGAAAACAAGUCUAAAGAACUGAAAAAAGACCUGGAGAUUCUCAGUCAGACAUUUGAGAGAAUUGUGGACAGGAAGGAUGCCACCAUUAAAUCUCUAGCUAAGGAUCUACAGGAGGCUGAUGAACAGUACUCCAUGUCACUAAGGGCUCAUCUACAAAAUGUUGACAGUCUCAUAGAUCAACAGAAACUGAGGAUCCAUAGUUUACAGCAUGAGUAUGAGGAAGAACUGGAAGUAAUCCGUGAGGAGUUUGACACAGAGCGAUCCAUUAUGAUAGAACAGAAUGAUGUGGAGAUGAAUGAUAUAGCAGAUAUUUUGUUUGCCAUGGAACAGAACUUCCAGGACAGAGAGAAUGAGGCAAAGUCAGAAUUCCAGAGCAUGACAGAUGAAAUCAGAAACAAGCACAUGGAAGAGAAGCAUGGCCUCCACCACACUUUGCAGGAUAAACUGGAGUUUUACUGGAAGGAGUUCAGUAAUGCACUGAAAAUGUACCAGGAAAACAACCAAGAUCGCAAGCUGGCCUUCGAGGAACUCAAAGCCAAAGACGAUGAUUCGGCUCAAGAAAUAGAUGCUCAGAUGAGGAAACUUACUCGCAUUUCAGAACAAAUUGCUCAGCUGAAAUCAAAAAUGGCAUCAAAUGCCAAGGAGUGCGAGGAAAGGAAUCGUCAGCUGAAAGAAGAAAGAGAGAAGAUGUUGGCACAUUUCCAGCAUUUAAAAUCCCAAAUGAAUAAGAUGAGAGAUGGAGAGAGAGACAAGCUCACUAAACUUACCCUAGAGAGUAACUCAGCCAUUAAAGAACUUAAAAGACGUAUAGAAAAGUUACAAAGCAUAAUAAAAUUGGGUGAGAUGAGUCGUAAAUUUGAGACGGAGGAAGAAAAAGUUCUGCCAUUUUAUGCCUCAUCCUUGACUCAGGAGGAGCAAAAUGAUGUAAAUACUGCCAUAUUGGAAAAACCAAAUGAGGAACUAGUGACCGUAAUGCAUGAGUAUAGUGCUCUGGAAAAUUUCUGGAAGAGGUACAACAAAGUAAGUUUGGAUAAAUUGGCUUUAGACAAGGAGAAACAGGGCCUGAUGGUAGAAAAUCAACAGCUGAGGACGCUACUGAAACAAUACUUAGAUGGCAUCUCAGUCAACGACGAAAUCCUCUCACAAGUCAACCCACUCUUUAUUGUCAACAACAAGACAAAUGUCAAAUUGAAUGUUCCUGUAACAGACCCUCGAAUUCGACGUCCUGUCGCUCAGACUGUCAUCGAAGCUUCGCACGCUGUCAAAAAUAUCCUGCCUUCCUGAAAAUCUUGGUCCUCAGUUUUUAUUAUACAACUCAGAAAUAUAGCACCUACACACUUAUUUACCAGUGUUGGUGUACUUAUUAACUUAAGUGUUUUAAAUUCUGUUUUGUUUACAAGGAAUUCUUAGUGUUUUACUUCAAGUAUGUAUACUUUAUAAUCUACUAAGAAGAAGACCAGUGGUUUUUGCACCGAAGUAUUCCAUAAGUAUUAAGAUAACGAUCAAAAAUUAACUAAUGUGUUCAUUAAUUAUAUAAGAAUCUAUACUGUAGACUAAUGGUUAACUUGCAUAAUACCCUUGCCGCUGUGAUGACACAGAGCAUUCAAUCAGUAUUCAGUAGAAAUGUUAGAAUUCCAGCAUAAUUUAUUGUACACAGUAUUUUAGUUAUAUUUCACAGUGCCAAAUAUCAGACAUGCACUAUAUUGAUCUGAAGUAUUUUUGUAUUGUUUUACUGUAGAUUUUUUGAAAUAUUAUUUAUAUUUUGCACAUAUAUAAGCUUUAAUAUGGGUAUCCCAUAUAUUUAAGUUGAGAGAAUUUUAAAAAUCUUCAAAACAUAUCUCAUUUGAAUAGAACUGAACUGGCUUAUUUUGAAGAGCUUUUUUCAAAGAUGAUCACAACUAUUGUUUUUUUUUUGUGUGUUUUUUUUUUGUUUUUUUUUAAGAGUGGAUAUUUUUCCCUGAUGCUUUAAUAUAAAACCUUGCCACUGCUCGAGUUUGAUUGCCAUAUAUCAACUGUGUUGGAACUAUCUUGCCGCUGUUUACUCUACAAGUGUGCUAGUUUGUGUUAUGAUCUACAUCUGUGUUGUUUAUUUUAACUUUUUACAUGUCUUUUUUGUUGUGUAUCUGUUUUGUUGUGGUUUUAUACUUUUUUCAUUUACUACAAUAUCACCUAUUAACAUAAAUCUAAUAAAAAGAAUAUUCCAUUUUA